Oncorhynchus masou masou (cherry salmon) is the source of this 2343-nucleotide messenger RNA. RefSeq names its product chondroitin sulfate glucuronyltransferase-like. Gene Ontology annotation, molecular function: glucuronosyl-N-acetylgalactosaminyl-proteoglycan 4-beta-N-acetylgalactosaminyltransferase activity. The coding region runs from base 1 to 1719 and encodes 572 amino acids. The record is from RefSeq and is a predicted model, not a curated record. Lineage: Eukaryota; Metazoa; Chordata; Actinopteri; Salmoniformes; Salmonidae. The transcript is spliced from 3 exons. Gene Ontology annotation, cellular component: Golgi cisterna membrane.
AUGCAGGCCGAGAGGCUGGCCGAGCUGGUGGGCCACCUCAGCAUGGGACAGGACCUCUACAUGGGCCGGUCAGAGGAGUUCAUCGGUGGGGAAGAGAGGGCCAGGUACUGCCACGGGGGUUAUGGCUACUUGCUCUCCCGCAGCCUGCUGGCCCACCUGCAGCCCCACCUGGACACCUGCCGCAACGUCAUCCUCAGCGUCAGGCCUGACGAAUGGCUUGGGCGCUGCAUCAUCGACUACCUGGGUCUGAGCUGUGUGGAGGUACACCAGGACAUGACAUAUCGCUCCUUUGAGCUGGGGAAGAAAGCAGACCCAGAGCGAGAGGACAGUGCCCAGUUUAAGAAUGCCUUCACAGUCCACCCUGUGUCAGAGCCCAGCCUCAUGUACCGGCUGCACAAACGCUUCAGCCAGAUCGAACUGGACUGGACCUACCUACAGAUACAGCAGCUGCAGGUCCAGAUCAACAACCUGAGUGAGUUGACCCCAGAGGGUAAGGUGGGGGCCAUCUGGCCAAUUGGGGUCAAUCCUCCCUUCAUGCCAAAGACUCGUUUCGAGGUCAUCAACUGGGAGUACUUCACAGAGGAGCACAUCUACUCAUGCUCUGACAAUGCCCCCAAGUGUGAACUGCGUGGCGCCAACUGGGCCGACGUGAGCGCCGUGCUGGAGACGGCCGUGAAGCACCUCAACGAGCACUACCAGCCCCAGCUGCGCUUCAAGAAACACCGCCUGCUCAACGGCUACCGGCGCUUCGACCCCACCCGGGGCAUGGAGUACGUGCUGGACCUGGCCCUGGAAGCCUUCACACAGAAAGGUCACAGCCAGGUGAUCGCCAAGCGGGUCAGCCUGCUCCGCCCCCUCAGCACCAUUGAGAUCAUCCCCAUGCCCUAUGUGACGGAGGCCACCCGGGUGCAGGUCAUCCUGCCCGUCUCGGCCCGCGAGCAGGACUUUGUGGGUAACUUCCUGGACAUCUAUGCAAUGAACACGCUGGACACGCACGACAAUGUCCUGCUCACCUUCCUGUUUGUCUACGACCCCUUUGACGCCCAGCGCGUCAGCCAGUCGGACGUGUUCGCCGGCAUCAAGGCCAUGAUCGGAGAGGUGGAGAAGCGCUACGGCAACGUGAGGAUCCCCUGGAUCAGCGUGAAGACGGAGGUGCCCUCGCAGGUCAAGCUGAUGGACAUAAUCUCCAAGAAGCACCCGGUGGACACGCUCUUCUUCCUGGCCUCGGUGUGGACCAAGGUCAACGCCAACUUCCUCAACCGCUGCCGCAUGAACGCCAUCAGCAACUGGCAGGUGUUCUUCCCCACCCACUUCCAGGAGUUCAGCCAGACCAUCAUGUACCGCGACCAGCAGACCUUGGCCUCCUUCCCCGCCGAGGCCCUGCGCGACGGACGCUUCGACCACCACGUCUUCGAGGAGGCAUGCUUCUACAACGCCGACUACAUGGCGUCGCGCACCAAGAUGGCCGCUGACAUCCUGGACGACGACGAGCUGCUGGAGAGCAUGGACGUGUACGAGAUCUUCGUGCGCUACUCGGGCUUGCACGUGUUCCGGGCGGUGGAGCCGGCGCUAGUGCAGAAGUAUGUGCGGCGGGCGUGCAACCCGCGCUUCAGCGAGGACAUCUACCACCGCUGUGUGCUCAGUAACCUGGAGGGCCUGGCCUCGCGGUCGCACCUAGCCAUGGCCCUGUUUGAGCAGGAGCAGGCCAACAGCACUUAGGGGGUCUAGUGGUGCUUUUCCACUGAACCACUGGUGUCACUCCAGGCUUUUUUCAGGGACAGGCCUCAGAAGGCAACAUCUUUGGGCCAAACACAGGUGCAAAGCCUGACAGUGGAAAUGCACCAUAGGUUUACCAUCUAGAAUGACUUGAUACCUUUGGCCUUCUUUAUGAACCUGAACCACACCGCCUAGACUUUUGGACGAGGCAUAUUAUGGGAUGUUGAAUCUCCAAACAGAUCCCUAAAGACCAAGAACCCAUGUACAAUCUUAGGCCUGUAAAGACUGAGGAGUGAUGUUAAAACGUGUGUUCCUGCAAACUGCGUGCAGGCUGGCAGAACUCUGUGCUUUCACUCCAAUGGUAGCCCAAGGGGAGCUUCUAUCGGUAGGUGAUGAAUGAACAAUGAGCCUUGAGAAAACCGGCAUGAGCCAUAUGUCUUCCUUCAUGGCUGUGCUGAAUUAUGAUUCUAAUAAUGGAUUUAAGGAGAAGCCAUUGAGUGUAUGUGUAUUUUCUUUCAAUUGAUUCUUAGUAUGUUUAUCCCAUAGACAGUGUGGUUUAUUUCAUUCCCUAGACAGAUAGGGUCUGUUUUUUUUCUACGGAUAUUAAAGGCAGAUGUCGCUUCUGGA